AUGGUAGCUUGGACGCGUUUCAAGUUGCUCCUGGUCAUGGUCACCACUCUGGUGACCAUGGCUUCCGCCGCGGCCGAGUGCCAAAAUGUCGAGUCGGUCUUUCUUCAGGACCCCCGCACUGGUGAGCAGUACCAGUUUGGUGAAAUCAAUGUUCUGCCUCGUGCCUUGUUCGGUCGUGCUGUCCACGCUGCUGAUCUGAUCACUGUCACGGUUACCCACACCACCUGCGGUCCUGAUGAAGCGACCACGACUCUCACUACCGAUGUUCAUUGCACCACUGGUCCUGAGUCUACUACUCCUGUCCCGGUUCAGGUCACUUCUCCUGCUCCUACUACCUCCUUGACUCCGGUCCCUGUUGCCACUCAGACUUCUGUUCCCAGCGCCCCUCAGGUGUCUACCCAGCCAUCUGCUCCGGCCUCCUCGCAGACUUCUGUGUCCAGUACUCCUCAGGUGACCACCGUGUCAUCUGUGCCUGCCGGUCCUCACAGUUCUGUUCCUGCAACUACUGAUGUGACCACCAAGUCUUCUGCACCCGGUACAACCAAUACUCCUGCGCCCGGCACCACUUUGGUGACCUCGCAGUCUUCUGUUCCCGGAACUGCCGAGACCCCAGCGCCUAGUGCUACUCAGGUUUCCACUGGAAGCGGCUCUGUAACCAACACUGGAUCCUCCACGGUUACUGCCACUGCCACUGAGUCGGUGUCUUCAUCUCGUCCCAAUGCUACCAGUGUGGCUCCUGUUCCUGUCACCACUUCUGAGGACCACACCACUUCUACGAUUCCUGGCACUGUCACCGAGGUGACCACCGAGACGAUCUCUUCGCCUUGCCCUGAAUCCUCCGAAGUCUCUUCUCGUCCUACCAACGUGGUUCCUGUCCCUGGUAGCACUGGCAUUGCUUACACAAACUCGACUGUCUCCCAGACUCCUACCCCUGCGAAUCAUUUGAGUACUGGAUACACUGCAUCUUCUCGCCCCAGCUCAACUGAGCUGGCUCCUGCUCCAGUAACCACUGAAGUCACUAUCACCGUUGAGAUUUCUUGCACUGAGACAACCCGGUGUGUCAGCACCCAGGUUACUACCAGUACCUUGCCACUCUCGGAGACAACUGUUCCGGCUACCGCUCCAGAGGCCACUAUGACCACUGAGUCUCAGCCGACUGUUCCCACUCCUGUUCCCGGUUCCACUGAGCUGGUCACUGUCACGGUCGACAUCCCUUGCACUGAGACCACCAAAUGCAUCAGUACCACGGUGUAUACCACCACCCCUACGGAGACUACCACCGUCUCUGUGACUCCAAUUCCGGCUACAGUUACUGUUCCGCUGACCACCACUGAAAUGGUUACCACUGUUAUCCAGCCCACUGUCCCUGGUGGCGUUCCACAGGAGACCACUCAGGUUGUGACUACAGUGAUCCAGCCAACUGUUCCUGCUCCUGUUCCACUGACCACUACUGAAGUGGUGACCACUGUUGUCCAGCCAACUGCCCCUGGUGGCGUUCCACAGGAGACAACCCAGGUUGUUACUACAGUGAUCCAGCCAACUGUUCCUGCUCCAGUUCCGCAGGCUCCCACCCAUGAGGUUACUACCGAGGUUAAUCCGACUGAGUUGGUCCCGCUUCCCCACGCUAGCACUGUCGAGGCUACUACUCUGGUCAAGGUUCCUGCUCCUGCUACUCAGCAGAGUACCACAACCGAGUCCCAGGUUUCGGUGCCUCCACAGCAGCCUACCCACACUCAGAAGGAUACUGCCCCGCCGGUUCCUCAGGGUACUUUUUCCAGUGGCACUCACGCCCCUUCUCCUGUUUUCAACGGUGCCGAGGCCCCUGGCGCCAACUGCCAUCUCUUUACCAUGAGCAUUUUGAUUAUGCUCUCUCACUUGAUUCAUUUGAUUCAGUGA
Penicillium griseofulvum is the source of this 1896-nucleotide messenger RNA. RefSeq lists its product as uncharacterized. The coding region runs from base 1 to 1896 and encodes 631 amino acids. Lineage: Eukaryota; Fungi; Ascomycota; Eurotiomycetes; Eurotiales; Aspergillaceae. The transcript has 4 exons. The record is from RefSeq and is a predicted model, not a curated record.